GCGCUGAGAUGAGGUGCAGACCUGGGUCAGCUCUUUGUCUCCGAGGUCUGUGACCUCCCACCUCUGAUGAGUGAUCAUGAUAGGAUCAGGGCAGGCGGCCCAUGCUGCCACACUGCUAUCAGACUCGGCAGCCUGCACUCAGGCACGCUGGUGUGUUGGGAAAAAACACACACAUAGGAGGAGGGGUGCUAGGGGAGAAAAUAAAGGAAACGGAAGCCAUCCAAAAGAGUAAUAGUAGCAGGAGCAGUCUAUCCAACAGCAGCACCAGCAGAGGGACCCUCCUCUUAUCACCCCCUGUCCUCAGUCCAGCCAGCAGUUACUGUGUGAUACAGUCAGUGAUACAGUCUGUGAUACACUGUAACACGCUACACAGAGGACACCCUGGGUGACUCGCUUGGAUCAUCGUGCUACACCAGACCCUGCUUCUCCUAUUGGGAACAUGUACCCCUGUCUUUACACCAGCAAGUCCUCGCCAAUGGGUGUCACAUCUCCUGGGAUUAUUGCAUUUAUUGCUUGGAUGCUUGUACUCAGCGCUUUUUUUCAAAUGUCCCUUGGAUCCUCAUUCUUGACAGGGUCAGUUGCAAAAUGUGAAAAUGAAGGAGAAGCCUUAACCAUUCCAUCCAUCACCGACAACCCCUGUAUCUCUUGCUACUGUGUGGACAAAGAAGUGCUCUGUCAACGCGAGAAGUGUCCAGUACUCUCUAAGGAUUGUGCUUUGGUAAUAAAGCAGAGAGGAACCUGCUGUGAACGCUGUAAAGGUUGCAACUUUCAAGGUAAUAUUUACAACAGCUCCAUGAAGUGGCAUGAUUCAUCCCAGCCAUGCAUUGUUAGGCAAUGUCAGGAGGGUGUUAUUACUGAAUCAGAAGUUCAAUGCCUUGUACAUUGUAAAAACCCAAUUAAACAACCAGGAUUGUGCUGUCCAACAUGCCCAGGUUGUAUAUAUGAAGGUCGACAGUAUAAAGAAGGAGAUGAAUUUCAGCCAGAAGGAAACAAAUGUCUUAAGUGCUCCUGCAUCGGAGGCAGGACACAAUGCAUAAAAGAAGUCUGCCCGAUUCUGUCAUGCCCACAGCACCUCAGUCAUAUUCCUACCGGACAAUGUUGCCCAAAAUGUAUAGGCCAGAGGAAAGUGUUCGACCUGCCUUCAGGCAGCUGUCUUUUUCGCAGUGAUGUCUAUGACAAUCAUUCCAGCUUUAUGCAUGACGUCUGCACUUCUUGCACCUGCAGGGACUCCACUGUUGUAUGCAAGAAGAAAUGCUCUGCAGCUGGAUCAUGCAACAGUGGCAAAAACUAUUGUUGUGAUGAAUGUGUCUCCUAUGUGCCUACUGAGGAAGUCAAAAUAUGCAAGUCUGGAAACAAGAUAUACAGGGAUGCGGAGAUGUGGUCCUCUGUCAACUGCACCAUCUGUUCCUGUGUGAAAGGCAAGACAGAGUGUCGCAAGAAGCAGUGCAUUCCAGUUAACAGCUGCCCACAAGGCAAAAUACUAAAUAGAAAAGGCUGCUGUCCAAUUUGCACUGAAAAACCUGGAGUAUGCACUGUGUUUGGCGACCCCCACUACAACACUUUCGAUGGACGGACUUUCAACUUUCAGGGAACCUGUCAAUAUGUUCUGACAAAAGAUUGCUCCUCUUCCACCUCAUCCUUUCAAGUUCUAGUGAAAAAUGAUGCUCGAAGGACACAUUCAUUCUCAUGGACAAAAACGGUGGACCUGGUAAUAGGAGGAAGCAUUAUUAGCCUGCAACAGCAUCUUACAGUGAAAUGGAAUGGAACAAGAAUAUCAUUGCCUUAUGAGACACCUCAAUUUCACAUAGAUUUGGAAGGCUACCUCCUCAAAGUGACUGCCAAAGCAGGUUUGGAAAUUUCAUGGGAUGGAGACAGCUUUGUAGAAGUAAUGGCUGCCCCUCACCUAAAAGGAAAACUCUGUGGUCUUUGUGGAAAUUACAAUGGACACAAAAGAGAUGAUCUUAUAGGAAGCGAUGGCAACUUUAAAUUUGAUGUUGAUGACUUUGGGGAUUCCUGGAGAGUAGAAUCAAAUGAAUUUUGCAAUCGACCACAGAGGAAAAUUGUUCCCGAAUUGUGCCAAGGAACUGUUAAGGUGAAACUCAGAGCUCACAGAGAAUGCCAAAAACUGAAAUCUUGGGACUUCCAGAACUGUCACUCUACAGUUGAUUAUGCCAUGUUCUAUCGAUCGUGUGUGACUGACAUGUGUGAAUGCCCAGUACAUAAAAAUUGUUACUGUGAAUCUUUAAUUGCAUACGCCAGAGCCUGUCUAAGGGAAGGUGUGAAAGUUCCAUGGAAACCAGAACACACCUGUGCAGCAACCCAAUGCAAACAUGGAGCAGUAUAUGACACUUGUGGUCCUGGAUGUCUCAAGGCAUGUGAAAACUGGAAUGAGAUUGGACCAUGCAGCAGACCUUGUGUUGCUGGUUGUCACUGCCCUGCAAAUUUGGUACUUCACAGAGGAAAAUGCAUUAAGCCAGCUAUGUGUCCGCAGCGGUGACACAUAAUUUCCAUCAAUGACUUUUAAAGCUGAUGCUUUCUUUAUUUUUUAAAGCGCUCAGCCAAUGAAGGACUAAACUGUUUAAACAAAAAAAAUUGUAAAGUUAUUAUUUCAUGCUGACACAUUCUCACGUGACUAAUAUAAAUAUGGUAUAUAUAAAUAUAAAUACAAAAUUAUACUUCAUUUAUAUAAGCAAAG
Messenger RNA from Pelobates fuscus (common spadefoot toad), 2695 nucleotides. RefSeq names its product BMP binding endothelial regulator (gene BMPER). The record is from RefSeq and is a predicted model, not a curated record. Gene Ontology annotation, cellular component: extracellular region. The transcript has 15 exons. The coding region runs from base 440 to 2497 and encodes 685 amino acids. Lineage: Eukaryota; Metazoa; Chordata; Amphibia; Anura; Pelobatidae. Gene Ontology annotation, molecular function: protein binding.